CUCAACAAGAAGUUUCUUAAGUUAAUCUGUCUUCUGGGUGAGGCUCAACGAGAGAUUGAAUCAAAACUCUAAAUCACAAAAAAGAAGAAGAAUGGAUUUGGUAGACAAGGCGAAGAAUUACGUAUCAGAGAAGGUGGCAGAAAAAGUGGCGAAUAUGGAAAAACCAGAAGCAACUAUUGAGGAUGUGGAUGUUAAGAAGAUCAGUUUUGAUAGCAUUUCAUAUCAUGCUAAGGUCUCUGUUACCAAUCCAUAUAAAGUUCCCAUUCCUAUUAUGGAGAUUGCUUACGUCGUUAAAAGCGCGGGCAGGAUAGUAGCUACAGGUACAAUUCCAGACCCAGGUUCAUUGAAGGCGAAAAGCACAACCUUAGUAGACGUGCCAGCAAAGGUUCCACACAGUGCAAUAGUGAGCUUAGUGAUGGACAUAGCAGCAGAUUGGGACAUUGAUUAUACACUUGAAUUGGGUCUCAUUAUUGACCUUCCUGUCAUUGGUAACUUUACCAUUCCACUCUCUUAUAGCGGCGAGUAUAAGCUUCCUACAUUGUCUGAUUUAUGGCGAGGUGAUGACGAAGAAGAGAAAGAUGAAAAAGACGAGAAAGACAAGAAAGAAGAGAAAGUGAAGAAAUUAGAAGAGAAAGAAAUAAAGUGACAAGCUGAUAUAUAUUGUGGCAUUAUGAGUCAUUCUUCGGCCACAAUAUAUUUGCUAUUUUUUGUUUUAGAUUUUUUAAAGCCAGAAUGUUAGAAUACAAGUAGAGGAGUUUGAACGAUCAAGUUAUACUAUUUGAACGAUCAUAUUUCCUUAUGUUGUUUUACAUGGCUUUUGAUGAUAUUUAGGUAAGACUUGGCAGGUGUAAUUGGGUGGUUAAUUAUUUGAUUGACAGUCUUCUUGCCU
Nicotiana attenuata is the source of this 889-nucleotide messenger RNA. Its product is annotated as desiccation protectant protein Lea14 homolog. The transcript is spliced from 2 exons. The coding region runs from base 92 to 646 and encodes 184 amino acids. Gene Ontology annotation, biological process: response to desiccation. Gene Ontology annotation, cellular component: cytosol. NCBI's taxonomy places the organism in Eukaryota, Viridiplantae, Streptophyta, Magnoliopsida, Solanales, Solanaceae. The record is from RefSeq and is a predicted model, not a curated record.